AGAGAGAAAAAGAGAGAGAGAGAGAGAGAGAGAGAGACGGCGGAAAAACACCACGUAGCAGGAUACUGAGGGACAGUGGAAGCGAGGAGCAGCCGAGGCCGUUCUCCCUUAAACCUUACAACUGUUGACGGCGAUAUACGAGGAGCUGUCGGGAGGUCGAAAUCUAGGGCACGUCAGCGGGAAGGCAGGGAAAGGGAAAGGAGGGAAAAUGGAGCUGGAGGACGGUGUGGUGUACCAGGACGACACGGGCACGUCGGCUAUGAUGUCCGACAGGGUGUCGGGCCUGGCCAGCUCCAUCUACCGCGAGUUCGAGCGGCUCAUCGGCAAGUACGACGAGGACGUGGUGAAGGAGCUGAUGCCGCUAGUCGUGGCCGUGCUGGAGAACCUGGACUCCGUGUUCGCGGAGAACCAGGAGCACGAGGUGGAGCUCGAGCUGCUUAAAGAGGACAACGAACAGCUCAUCACGCAGUACGAGCGGGAAAAAGCGCUGAGGAAACACGCCGAGGAGAAGUUCAUAGAGUUUGAAGACUCCCAGGAACAGGAGAAGAAGGAGCUGCAGAACAACGUGGAGAGGAUGAGCUCUCAUACACGCCAACUGGAGCUGAAGAUCAAGAACUACACCGACCAGAUAAGCCGUUUGGAGGAGCGGGAGGCAGAACUCAAGAAAGAAUAUAACUCUCUUCAUCAGCGACACACAGAGAUGAUUCACAACUACAUGGAACAUGUAGAACGCAUUAAACUCCAGCAAAUAACUGGAGGAGACGCUUCAGAUUCUGGAACGCUGGGUCGAGUCAGGAAAGAGCGGCCCCUCUCUCUGGGCAUCUUUCCCAUGUCUGGUGGAGGCGGGAACAACUCCCUGACCCCAGAAAUCCUGGGCCGAGCAGAGACUCCUGGAACAGAAGGCUGGAGAUUUAAUGACCUCAGCCAGCCGCGAUCCAACACCAGCCUCAAGUUGGAGGCGGAGGAUCCUCCACAGAAAAACGAGGGUAAAAGCGCGCAGGAGGCUUGGGAGAAUUCGCUGGCAGACGACUGCAAGGAUGAGCUAUCAGGUUCCAGAUCCACCACACCCAUGUCAACCACAGCCUCUGACCUGGCGCUAGACUCCCACAGGGAGGAGGGCGAUGGCUCCAGCAGGAGCACUGAGGUGCAGGCUGCACCAGGCACACGUACAGUCUCUGUGGGUUUGGUGGAGAACGAAGAGAAGUCUGAUGUACAAGCUAUUAUUGAUUCCACCCCAGAGCUCCAUCUGGACCUCAGCGGCUACAGAGGAUCCAGCACACCGAAUAAAGGCAUCGAGAACAAGGCAUUUAACCGGAACACAGACUCUCUGUUUGAGGAAUUGUCCUCUGCAGGUAGCGGCCUCAUCGGUGAUGUGGAUGAAGGGGCUGAUCUAUUGGUGGAGUACUCUGGCAUGGGACGGGAAGUGGAGAAUCUCAUUCUGGAGAACACACAGCUCCUGGAGACAAAGAAUGCGCUGAACGUGGUGAAGAAUGACCUGAUUGUCCGUGUGGAUGAGCUCACUUCUGAGAAGGAGGUUCUCCAGGGGGAGCUGGAUGCAGUCCUACAGGCCAAGGCCAAACUAGAGGAGAGGAACAAAGAACUGGAGGAGGAGCUCAAGAAAGUUCGAGUUGAAAUGGAGGAGGUCAAACAGAAAAGCAAAGAUGAAGAUGAGAGUGAUGUGCCCACGGCUCAGAGACGACGCUUCACACGGGUGGAGAUGGCGCGUGUGCUGAUGGAGAGGAACCAGUAUAAAGAGAGACUGAUGGAGCUGCAGGAGGCUGUCCGGUGGACAGAGAUGAUCCGAGCUUCAAGAGAAAAUCCUGCCCUUGCUGAGAAGAAGAAGUCUAGUAUCUGGCAAUUCUUCAGCCGGCUGUUCAGCUCCUCAUCCUCUAGCAGUGCAGUAAAGGCUUCCCCCUCCAACGUGAAGUACAACCCACCUAGUGGUAUGAGGAAGAGCAGUACCUUCUCCCAGUUCCCCACUGAGAGGUCCAAAGCUUUCGACUUCCUCAAAGAAGACGUGGACCCCUGCAGUUCUCCAUCCCGUAGGGAACAGAAGAAGGCUCAGUACCGCCAGGUGAAAGCCCACAUGCAGAAGGAGGACGGGCGGAUGACGGCUCACGGCUGGAGUUUGCCCAGCAAAUACAAGGUAGCAAAUGGUGCGCAAACAGACAACAAGAUGAAGAAUUUGCCUGUGCCUGUGUAUCUCAGACCCCUGGAGCAAAAAGAUGCUUCUAUGAAGCUGUGGUGUGCGGCCGGCGUGAACUUCUCGGGCAGCAGGCUGCAUGAAGGAGGAUUGAGUGUGUGUGCUGACGGCUCUGUGGCUGAGAGCGAGAGUUCUAAACAGAGGAAAGGCUCUCAGAGCAGCCUGGACCAGCUGGAGCAGGAACCUAAGGAGCUGGAGCAAGAGCCGCUGCAAAUAGAGAUGUCCAGCCGGGUUUGGAUCUGCACCAGCACCCACUCCUCCACAAAAGUCAUGAUCCUAGACGCCACACAGCCCUCUGAGCUGCUGGACAGCUUCUACGUCUGCAACUCACAUGUGCUGUGCAUCGCCAGUGUGCCAGGUGUCCUAGAGACUGAUUACCCUGCUGGAGAAGAAAUUCCUCAAGACUCAGAAGGGGUGCUUGAGGGCUCGUUGACUGGGAGUGUGGCCAGCAACAGCUCACAGGGCAGUGAAGGAGCGCUGAGUGGCAUCUCAGCGGUCGGUUGCACAGCGGAGGGGGCAGGCUCUGGCAGCACAGGAACCAGUGAGCUUCCAGCAGAGCUCAGCCCUGUCAGGGGUAGAGUGGAGUUGUCUAGGGAACCUAGCCCUAACGAAGACGGCGUCCCCACAGCAGAGGAGGCCACUGAGGCUACAGAGGAAGAGGAGGGAGGCACAGGAACAGAUGCCAGUCAGCCUGGCAUUUACACUGAGCACGUGUUCACAGACCCGCUGGGAGCACAGCCCGCUGAGACCACCGCAGCCACAGACAAUAAUACAGGGGAGUCAGGUCAGGAGAGAGAUGGGGCGGUGUCUCCGGGCAGUGAGCAGGACCAGGCCAAGGAAGAGACGCAGAGGAUGAGCAGCACUCUGCCCACCAUGUGGCUGGGAGCCCAGAAUGGCUGCUUGUAUGUGCAUUCUUCUGUGGCCCGGUGGAGGAAGUGCCUCCAUGCAGUGAAGCUGAAGGAUUCUAUUCUUAACAUAGUUCACGUUAAAGGGCGAGUGCUAGUGGCUUUAGCUGAUGGUACACUAGCCAUCUUCCACAGAGGUCUAGACAGCCAAUGGGAUUUAACCAACUACCACUUGUUGGACCUGGGCCGACCUCACCACUCCAUCCGCUGCAUGACGGUGGUGCAUGACAAAGUAUGGUGCGGCUACAGGAACAAGAUCUACGUCAUCCAGCCCAAAGCUAUGAAGAUUGAGAAAUCGUUUGAUGCUCACCCCCGCAAGGAGAGUCAGGUGCGUCAGCUGGCCUGGGUGGGUGAUGGCAUCUGGGUGUCCAUUCGUCUGGACUCCACUCUGCGUCUCUUCCACGCCCACACUUUCCAGCAUCUCCAAGACGUAGACAUUGAGCCCUACGUCAGUAAGAUGCUAGGAACGGGUAAAUUGGGCUUCUCCUUCGUGAGGAUCACAGCUCUCAUGGUGUCCUGUAACCGGCUGUGGGUUGGGACAGGAAACGGUGUCAUCAUUUCCAUCCCCCUAUCAGAGUCUGUGGGUCUACAGCAUGGACUCCUCAGGCUGAGGGCUAAUAAGAACGUGGGGGCUAUAGCUAGCCGGCCCGGCGGGGCAGUCCGCGUGUACGGGGACGAGAGUUCAGACAGUGUGACCUCAGGCUCCUACGUGCCCUAUUGCUCCAUGGCCCACGCCCAGCUCUGCUUCCACGGCCACAGAGAUGCUGUCAAGUUCUUCGCUGCAGUACCAGGUCAAGUCGUUCCCCCAACAACGUCACCUGAAAGCAUGACCCAAGACUCAGACGCUCCUUCUUCUGAUAGUCCAUCGCAGGAGCAGCAGUCCAGGUUCAUGCUGGUCAUGAGCGGAGGGGAGGGCUAUAUCGAUUUCAGGAUGGGUGAUGACGAUGGAGGGGGAGCGGGUGAGGAUGAGGAGCCGCUGGAGCCCACAGUCAAGCUGCAGUCAGCUCCCACUAAAACCGAGCGCAGCCACAUCAUUGUCUGGCAGGUUGCCACCGGCGACGAGUGACCGUCCAAUCACUGCCUCAGGUUCAACAGAGAGCUCCGCCCCCUCGAGUAACCCUACAUGGGCCUCCGUGACAUGUUUUUAUUUCACUAUUGUUAUUAUGAUUCUCGUUAUUAUUAGAACAGUUUCAGCAGCUCACAUCACCGGUGAUUUUUAUGAAGUCUAUGAGGUUUAUCAUUUUUUUAUGAAUUUGGCAUUUGUUCUUGACAAGACAUGAAGGUAAAUAGGGGAUCAGAAAAGAGGAGAAAAUGGCAGGGAAUAUUAAAGGGAGCAGAUGAAUCCGUCCAGGACUGUAAAUCCUGAAUGGUAAGUCCAAAUAAUGAGCAGUACUCUACUUGAGUACUGAAACACAGGGAUCAGUGAAGGAAAUGAGCAUUUUUAGUUUACGCCAUGACCAAGUGUAUUACCACACAUUAUACUGUAUAAGGGAUUAUAAUGCAGGUUCAAUUUGUAGGUUGUGUUGUUUUUGUUUGAUUGAUAGGCAUUGUGCAAGACCAGGCCACCUUCUGGAGCUAUGGGUUACAUGCGGUGGAACUGUGUUGAGGUAGAGGUUUCUAGAGCGUCAGGAAGCUAUUUUUGCUGAUUGUGGCAUGGGUCCUGUAUGUAUUAUCCUAGCACCUUAACGGCAUGGUGUGUGUAGGCAUGUCUCUCUUCGAGGGGUGUUUUCUUGCCUGCAUGGAAGAGUCCAGUAUGUCAUUCAUCAAGGCCCUAGCUCUAGAGUCCGUCUAGCGUGUUAGCACCUUUAUGCUAGAACUAGCUUGCUGGCACUUUAAAAUAGUAACUAAUGUACACCUACACUUACUCUAAGACCAACACGUGAGGUCUUUUAUGUUAUUCAAAAGGGACUACCCUGUUACCAAAGGACAAAUUGUAGAACUAAGAACAAAAGCUUAACAGCCUGGAUAUAGUCACUUGCAUUUCGCCCUAGGCGACUUUUUUUGACGUUUAGCGACGUUCUCUACACAAAAUCAGCGAUCAAAUUUUUUAUAGGACUGCUUUUUUCCUUGACAGGGAUUUUUUCAGAAAUCGAUUUCUGUUGCACCUUACAUCAUUUGUCUCCAAGCGCUAAGCCAGUGGUUUGGUUUUUUUUUGCUCAUUCGUUUCUGUCUUGACUCAAGUGUUUACGUGUACAGUCUGGGAUGUUGAGACCAGUCAGUAUGUUAUUAUUCCCAUUCCUUUGCUGUUUUUGUACACUUUGUGUGUGAGAUGGUAUAGUCUUUUCUUUGGCGGUGUUUGUCAAAAUGAAUGCAGGACGGGGCCAAUGUUUGUCUUUUUUUGUAUUUGAAGAAGAAAAAAAAAUAACCGGCUUGCAAGUGGUCUAGUUUUGUUUUUAUUCCGACUUAGAAAGGGAAUAUUCAUAUCGUCGGUAUUGCCAUUCCAGUAUUUAUUUUUCAUAAUGAACUUUGUUGUUCAGAAUGUAACUUUAUACAUGAGAAUUAUAUUAGUUUGACAUAACUCAUGUGACGUCAGACACACUCAGAUUUGUUUCGUGUGUUCUCGCAGACAUUGUGAAGGAAUCGCAUUAAUACUGGUUGUAACAUCAUGGACUGAAGUAGGUAGGGUAUACAGAAUAACCUCUGUGUGGAUCAUCUGGAAAAUCAACACAUUCAUUGUACUAAGCUAUGCAUGUUUUUUAAAAGGACACUGCGGCGUAUUUGUUCAAAUCCCUGUUUAUUGCCACCUUUUUGGGUGGAUGUGUGUGCGGGUGGGUGUAUGUUUGGGUGACUGAUGUAGAAUUGUACUGAAGCUCCAGUAGCUGCAGUUGUGUGUAUGUGUGUGUAUGCAUAUGCGUGGAUGAUUGCUUGAUCCCUUGAAGGGGAAUUCCACCAACUUUUCAAAAUUUCUGCAUAAUUCAGUCAUUGAGGUUUAAACAAAAGCAUUCAGAGUGGUUUGAUGUGAAAUAGGUAAUUGUUGAGAAAAAUACUGACUCAGAUUUCUUCACAGCGGUGACAGGAACCAGGGCCAUUUUAUUUACCAUCCAGAACAACUGUAGAUAGGGAAGGACACUUUCCAGUCAAAAAUGGCACUUUCAAUUUCCGGCUAAAAAAGAAAAAAAGGACAGAUUUUGUCCAAAAUAUAGUGUCAAAAUCUGAGACUUUAGACGUAAUUUUAAUGCUAAUGAAAAUUAGACAUGGCGAUAAAAUAAGGACUGUUUGUUCCCUUCAUUUAACGCUCAAAAACUUUUCCACUACAGUUUUGGUGCAACUUGGUAACAUGACAUUCUGCUUAAUAUGCAGAAUACUGAGAAAUACCAGAAGCAGAAGUGAACGUUCUUUGGAGCAUGCUAAUGCUAUCUGUAGCCACAGUUUAUGAAAUGACAAACAAUAUCACAAAAAAUAGUGUAAUUUGUUGGAAAACGAAUCCGUUUGCUGUUGUCGAAGACAUUUUGUGGCACAUCCUGUAGCCUACAGUUCAUUUUAUGUAAACUCGUUUUAUUUAUUGUUUUCGGCCCAAUGUGUCCUGAAUUUUGGUUUUGGCUAAGGAUUUUCAUUUUGGUGUAUCACUACCUGUAAAUUUUCAUUAUUGUCAUCAUUCUUCUAUAUUAAAUCUUGUAUAUUGUGUACUGUAUUGUAUAUUGUUUACUGUAUAUGUAUUAUAUUCUAUGUUUGUGCAGUGUGCUACAACAGAGUUGAAUUACAUCUUGUUGCACCGGAUUCAAUUGUCACCAACAUGUUGUGUGGCAAUACAAAGAAUCAAUCAAUCAAUCAAUUAUAGAUGUAAAGUUGAUAAUGGUAAAACAGUGAAGAAUCUAAAAAAAUAUUUUUGGGGGAAUAUUUUGCCUUACAGUAUCCUGCAUGUACCUCUACACAAUAAAUGUGUUUUGUAAAAUAUGUUUUAGGCCAAAAGCUAAAACAAACAAUUUCUCACACUUCAGGCAGUGUAUUUGUAACCAUUUCAGUGUAAUAAUCUUCUGGAGGGAGCUUUCAGAGGAGUCAUACUCUUAAGACGUCUGGUUCCUAUCACCGCCACUGUGAACAAUUCUGACUGUAUAUUUCUGUAGGACAGAGCAUUUCACAUCAAACCUCUCUGAAUGACUGUUUACAUCGCAACCAUUUAAUUGUGCAGAAAUUUUGAAAGAUGGGUGGAAUUCCCCUUUAAAUCUCACAGGAUGUGCUGUGGUUGUCACAGCUUGUCAUUACUGUGGUUUUUCCUGUUCAAUGUUUGCUAAAACAGCAUCAUAGCCUUAUUUUUAACAAUCUAUUAAACUCAAUUUCAUGGGGAAUUAA
Molecule: messenger RNA, 7398 nt
Organism: Colossoma macropomum (tambaqui)
Lineage: Eukaryota; Metazoa; Chordata; Actinopteri; Characiformes; Serrasalmidae
Gene: spag9a
Product: sperm associated antigen 9a
Exons: 32
Coding region: 209-4174 (1321 amino acids)
Biological process (GO): vesicle-mediated transport
Cellular component (GO): cytoplasm
Molecular function (GO): JUN kinase binding; MAP kinase scaffold activity; kinesin binding
Source: RefSeq, a predicted model, not a curated record